ACGUCGCGUCGAACGCUCCGCGUCCCUCAAACCGUGCAACCAUCAGCUGUCAAGCUGUCGUUCCAAAUUUGAAUUUAUUUUAUAAUUUCGCACCUUUAUUGCCAGUUACAAAUUGCGAUGUGUUAGUGCUUAUCUGUGGACAAUACGAUGAUUACUGACAUGUACGCGCCGCUGCCGGCGCCGCCGAAUAAGAGUAUUGAGCAUCCGAGCUUACGCGGCACGCCUUUGGCGAUGCUAGCAGCCCAGUGUAACAAGUUGUCAAGCAAAUCUCCUCCCCCGCUUGCCGACGCUGCAGUGGGCAAGGGAUUUCAUCCGUGGAAGAAAAGUCCGGGGACGCAUUCCCCGCCAGGUACUGGAGUAGCCCCUCGCACACAGCCGCCGUCUUGUACGCCGUACGGACGGGCACCGACAUCAUGUGCAGCAGCACCCACCUAUGGAAAUGACCUAUAUUUCCCAUCAUCAGGAGACCAACUUCUUGGAAAAAGUGAAUCGAGCGCAAGUCUUGGAUCAAUGUAUUCUAGACAUCCUUACGAAUCCUGGCCUUUUAAUGUUGGAGGUGGAGGAGGUAGUGGAGCACUCAAAGCGGCAGAAAUGGGUGGCGUAGGGGCAGUCGGAAGCACUUGGUGGGAUGUUCAUAGUGGUUGGCUAGACGUUGGAGGUCAAAUGGCAAAUUAUGCAGGCCAAGACUACUCACAACUCACUCAUUCUCUUUCGGGUGGCGCUCAUUUACUCCCACCGGCACCUCACCUAUUGCAAGACGCUUACAAAUCUGUGUUACCCACCCAAGGAUCUUUUGGACUACAUGCGCCCGGCUCCCCUGCACCCCCUGCACAAGCUCCAUCACCACGGUCGCAACGAAGAUACGCCGGUAGAGCUACAUGUGACUGUCCUAACUGUCAAGAAGCCGAACGUCUCGGACCCGCCGGAGCUCAUUUACGUAAAAAAAAUAUUCACAGUUGUCACAUUCCAGGAUGUGGAAAAGUAUACGGAAAGACUUCUCAUUUAAAAGCUCAUUUACGCUGGCAUACCGGAGAGCGGCCGUUCGUAUGUAAUUGGCUAUUUUGUGGCAAACGAUUUACACGAUCCGAUGAAUUACAACGACACCUUCGCACGCAUACUGGAGAAAAGAGAUUCGCGUGCCCCGUGUGUAAUAAGCGAUUUAUGAGGUCCGAUCAUCUCGCAAAGCAUGUGAAAACACACAACGGAGGCAAAAAGGGAAGUUCGGAAUCCUGUUCAGAUUCGGAGGAAAACAGUCAAGGAGAGAGUGGGGUGGGAGGGAGGUCACCAGAGCAUCAUUUGGACGUGAAGCCCGGGACGUUAGUGUGACGGGGGUGCGCGGCGCCGCCCGUGCCGCAUCAUGCCUCGUCGCUUCUGUGAUACCGCUGGCUGACCACGCCAUCUGUACAUAGCACAUAUCAACAUGUAUAGUAACGUCAAAGUGUAAAAAGGACUGAAAAGUGCGUCUCGUGAGGCCUAGUGUAUCCUGUGAGACUAAAGUGUACAGUUUAGUAUAUACUUAUAUGGAAUGUCUUAUUUCUAUGAUAGAUAUCAUAAAUAGUUUAAGUAGUUAAACAUUUGUCCAAAUUGCAGUUGGUAACUUAUUGUAAUAAAUAAUUAUUAAUACCUCAGCAGGUCCCAACAAAAUCAGAGUUUAUUUAUAAAAUUUAUAGUGUAGAUUACCUAUUGUACCUUACGAAUAAUGUAAUUAUAAAAGGUCCGAUAAAUAGAUGGUUGAAAUUUUGCAAUAAUCAUUCAAAAGUAUGGCAUAUUUCUAAAGGAUGUACUGAGAUGAUGGACCAUUGUCCUACAACUAGGCCAUUGCUAGAGAAAAUUUAUUUGUUUAUCUAGGUAUCAUAUUUAUGUGAGAGCUUUCUAAAAUUUGGACCAUCUAUUUAUUUCAAGCCAAAACUUUUUCUUCGUGGUUCGUUCAUAACCAUUUAUGCAUUUUGUUUGUUAUGUCGUCUUUUUAGAUUGCAGUAGAAUAAUUGUUGAUCUAACAGCAUCACUUGUCAGUUAAUAGAGAAGUUAUAGUAAUUCACUUUUAGUAAAAUAACAAAAGUUAAUAUUUUCUUCUCUGAAAAUACUGCAGAUAUGUAGAUUUGUGAACUUACUUAUGUUUUAUAAAUGCACAAAAUAGAAUUUAAUAAUAUUUUGAAAUAAAUGUGUAAAAAUUAUAAAUUAUGCUGUUAUGUAUGUACAAAGGAUGCAAGUUAAAUUGCCUGAAAUUGAUUUUAUAAAAUUGAAAUAUAUUUUCCGAGUGGA
Colias croceus (clouded yellow) is the source of this 2262-nucleotide messenger RNA. RefSeq names its product transcription factor Sp9-like (gene Sp1). NCBI's taxonomy places the organism in Eukaryota, Metazoa, Arthropoda, Insecta, Lepidoptera, Pieridae. Gene Ontology annotation, molecular function: DNA-binding transcription factor activity, RNA polymerase II-specific; RNA polymerase II cis-regulatory region sequence-specific DNA binding. The transcript has 2 exons. Bases 148 to 1326 code for a protein of 392 amino acids. Gene Ontology annotation, biological process: regulation of transcription by RNA polymerase II. The record is from RefSeq and is a predicted model, not a curated record.